UUAAUGCCAGGCCUAAGUACUCGCACCCAGAGAAAUGUUUUUGUCAAUGACAGACGUCUAGCAGACGUUAGUUAGGUAAUGUCAUGGCUUUGGUCAAGCAAAGUUGUUUUAUUGCGGGUCGUUUCUCCAACAACAACCGGUGGUUGAGUCCCAAAUGCAACACACGUGUGUACUCCGCCAGCGGACUGACCACAGCGGUCAGGUCAUCCCAGGUACAGGCACAGAAAGACCGCAAGAAGGAGCUGGUCCAUGACGGGCCCGACCUCCAGGACUUUAUAUCCGGAGAGCUGUCUGAGAAGAACAAUUGGGAAGAGUACAGGGGUAACCUGAAGAGACAGAAGGGAGAGAGGCUGAGACUUCCCCCCUGGCUGAAAACAGAGAUUCCUAUUGGCAGGAACUACAACAAGCUGAAGAACACACUGAGAGACCUCAACCUACACACUGUGUGUGAGGAGGCCAGGUGUCCCAACAUCGGGGAGUGUUGGGGAGGAGGGGAACAUGGCACAGCCACAGCAACCAUCAUGUUGAUGGGGGACACAUGUACCCGCGGCUGCAGGUUCUGCUCUGUGAAGACAGCUCGUCAGCCCUCUCCCCUGGACCCAGAUGAGCCCUACAACACGGCCAAGGCCAUCGCUGCCUGGGGACUGGACUAUGUGGUGCUGACCUCUGUAGACAGAGACGAUAUCGCUGACGGAGGGGCGGAGCACUUUGCCAAGACCGUCUCCAACCUGAAGGAGAGGAACUCUCAGAUCAUGGUGGAAUGUCUGACCCCUGAUUUCCGUGGCGACCUGGCAGCGGUGGAGAAGAUCGCCCAAUCAGGGCUGGACGUUUACGCCCACAAUGUGGAGACAGUCCGCGAGUUGCAGAGACAUGUGCGGGAUCCGCGGGCGAACAUCGACCAAUCCCUGAACGUUCUGCGUCACGCCAAGUCCGUCAAACCAGAUGUUCUCACCAAGACCUCCAUCAUGUUGGGUCUGGGAGAGACGGACCGCCAGGUCUAUAACACACUGACAGAGCUCAGAGAGGCAGGAGUGGAUUGUCUAACACUGGGACAGUACAUGCAACCCACCAAACGCCACCUCAAGGUAGAGGAGUAUGUAACCCCAGAGAGGUUUGGUCACUGGGAGGAGGUGGGGAAGGAGAUGGGAUUCGUCUACACAGCCAGUGGACCCUUAGUACGCUCCUCAUACAAAGCAGGUGAGUUCUUCCUGAAGAAUUUGUUAGAGAAGAGAAAGGCAGCAGCGGAAUAAUCUGAUCACCUGGACUCACCUUUACCUGAACGCUGACCUGACAUCAUCUCCUUUAGAGUCCUCUGUCCCACCAUAAAGCUAUUCUAGAUGCACUGUAUUACAUUAUAAUAUACUACAAUAUAAAGUUCCUCCGAUCCAGAAUAGGAGCUACUACAGGACUCUGUUCAUGUUGAUGUCUCGUUCUGUACAUUAUAACCAGUGAUGUAGUGGGGGGGAAAUGCCUGGGAAGAUAAGGGGGGGGGUCGACCCACCACUGGCUAUAGAUAUAUGAUUCAUAUCCACACAGGCAACCUGAGGUGACCACUCAACGUCGGGUGGGGGACUGAUUUAAGUGCGACACCCAUGGUGUGUGCAAAGGGAAGGAAGGUGUUGAGGGGUUUCAGUGGUUGUUGGAAUGGCAGUCUCAAAUGGCAUCCUAUUCACUACAAGUAGUCCACUAUUAUAGGGAAUAGGGGGCCAAUAGUCCACUAUAUAGGGAAUAGGGGGCCAAUAGUCCACUAUUAUAGGGAAUAGGGGGCCAAUAGUCCACUAUAUAGGGAAUAGGGGGCCAUUUUGAGACGAAGCCAGACAACACAAUAAUUAGAUUAUUGACGUGAUGCUCAGAUGAGAGAGAGAACGACUGAGGGGUUUGAAACGUGAUCGAUGUGGACAACAUAAUUCAACAGUGUUGUUUUAUAAUAACUCACGGUCGUACAUUAAAACAUGAUUUACCAAUCCAA
This is a messenger RNA of Salmo salar (Atlantic salmon), 1969 nucleotides long. NCBI's taxonomy places the organism in Eukaryota, Metazoa, Chordata, Actinopteri, Salmoniformes, Salmonidae. The record is from RefSeq and is a predicted model, not a curated record.